AUGCCCCCUCUCCGGCCUGACCUCGACCUUUCAAUAGGUGCGAUAGAAAUCGCAUUGAACAUUUCGGCGUUUCUGGCCGGAUGUGCUACUAUUCAGACCUACACAUAUUAUCGGAACUUUCCGAGUGACCGACUGUUCAUGAAAGUCUUGGUAUGGCCCAACACCUUCUGA
Marasmius oreades (fairy-ring Marasmius) is the source of this 171-nucleotide messenger RNA. RefSeq lists its product as uncharacterized. The record is from RefSeq and is a predicted model, not a curated record. NCBI's taxonomy places the organism in Eukaryota, Fungi, Basidiomycota, Agaricomycetes, Agaricales, Marasmiaceae. Bases 1 to 171 code for a protein of 56 amino acids. The transcript has 2 exons.